This is a messenger RNA of Harpegnathos saltator (Jerdon's jumping ant), 518 nucleotides long. RefSeq lists its product as uncharacterized. The transcript is spliced from 2 exons. The record is from RefSeq and is a predicted model, not a curated record. Lineage: Eukaryota; Metazoa; Arthropoda; Insecta; Hymenoptera; Formicidae. The coding region runs from base 24 to 401 and encodes 125 amino acids.
CGAACAUACCUACAUGAUAAAGCAUGCACAGGGAAAUAAUAGUUGGCCAUUUACUGUCAACGACGUUGUUCGUUUUACAUUCGUCCUCUGCACGCGCCUUGCUCGCGAUAGCCGGAGUUUUAGCCACUUAUUACUUCUUCUUCAAGAACCCAAACGAGUUCAAGAAUCAUGGAAUACCAUACGUGCGACCUUUGCCAUUGGUGAGCAACAUGGGACAACUAAUCUCUGGCCAGAAAACAGCACCCGAAUUUUUCAAAUUGAUAUACGGUUUUCAGUAUCUUCAACAAUGCCAUAUAUCAAUCAAAGGUGUUAUGGCUGGCAGGGUUACUCAAGCCAAAAGUCAUCAGCGAGAAGAUCGUAAAUUUUCUCAGGGACGCUGUGGAGACCAUCAUCAGGAUUAAGAUCCAGAAGGGCAUAAUUCGGUCGGACAUGUUGCAUAAAAAUUAAUAACUAUUAUUAAUGGUAUGAAUAUUAAAAGUAAGAAAUGUUUGAUAAUAAAGAUAAGAAUGUUUUCUUAA